This is a messenger RNA of Cucurbitaria berberidis CBS 394.84, 1890 nucleotides long. RefSeq lists its product as uncharacterized. Lineage: Eukaryota; Fungi; Ascomycota; Dothideomycetes; Pleosporales; Cucurbitariaceae. Bases 83 to 1405 code for a protein of 440 amino acids. Gene Ontology annotation, molecular function: Arp2/3 complex binding. Gene Ontology annotation, cellular component: actin cortical patch. Gene Ontology annotation, biological process: endocytosis; actin cortical patch localization; actin cortical patch assembly. The record is from RefSeq and is a predicted model, not a curated record. The transcript is spliced from 6 exons.
ACCUACUUGCGCCUUCAACAUAGCUUUUCGUAGCCUACAUUGCUAGGGAGGAUGAUUGUAGAAGUCGACCCGCGACCACGACAUGGCAUUUGAGGUGUCGUACAACCUCGAGAAUGAGCAACAGUUCUGGGAUGAGCUCGACGAUAUCGUGUCGACGCGCUGUCAGGAACACGAGAUCAUCGACAACUCUCUUCGCUCCUUCCUCAAUGUCACCACCAGCUACAAAUCCGAAUACCUUCAGACCGAUUACAGCGUUGCGAAAUGCGUCUUUCGCCUACUGGAGGGCGAGCUCUUCGCGGCGCACAAGGAAUACGUUCGGCGACAGAUAAUAUAUUGCCUCUUGCAGGAGGAUGAUAACCCUACGCUUCAUGUAGUGGCUGCAGUUCUCCUAUACGACGGUCGCAAUAGCAACGACGAUGUGAUUUUCGAGAUGAUGCACUCCGAAGGCACAUUUCCCCGCCUCGUUGAAUUGGUACAGCUUCAGGCCGUGCAGGAGGAUACAAGGCUGCAUCAACUGCUCCUCGAGCUUUUAUACGAGUCUUCGCGUAUACAGCGGUUGACUUGGGAAGAUUUCUUGGCAGUUAAUGAUCAGUUCAUUAUCUACCUCCUAGGGAUCAUUGAAGGCGUUUCCGACGACGCCGAAGAUCCUUAUCAUUACCCAGUAAUACGCGUUCUGCUGGUUUUGAACGAGCAAUAUCUGGUGGCUUCUACAAAUCAGCAGAACAACGGUCGAUCUGGGGUUACCAAUCGCGUCAUCAAAGCCAUAUCCACCCAUGGCAUGACUUACAAGACUUUCGGGUGCAAUCUUAUCCUUCUUUUGAACCGGGAGUCGGAGACAUCCCUUCAGCUAUUGAUUCUCAAAGUCCUAUAUCUUAUCUUUGGAAACCCUUCGACAGCCGAGUACUUCUACACGAACGAUCUCCAUGUCUUGGUCGACGUCAUCCUUCGGAACCUUAUCGACCUCCCUCACGAAUCGCCUGCUGCGAGCGCCCUGCGGCACACCUAUCUGCGGGUGCUCAAUCCGAUCCUGACUAACAGCCAGAUUAGCAGGCCGCCCUAUUACAAACGCGAAGAGCUUCUGAGACUCUUCCAUCUUCUUGUCACGAGCGGUAACCACUUUGCACCCGUUGACGAAACCACUGUGCGGCUCGUACAACGUUGUACCAGUGUGCCGUGGUUGCAGCCGGCAGCAACCGUUGCAGAUGACGACUCGCCAACCAACGGGCACAACACAACACACUCUCCUGUCGAACACAUGGCAAACGGGCAGAAAGAACUUGCGCGGAGAGCCCUCGGCAUGAGCGUACAGGGCGGUGGCGAAAGCUCAACGAGUGUGCUUGAAAUCGCUACACAUACUGAAAAACCAGGAGUACAAACGCCAAGCCUGGGUAGGGUUGUACAUUGACAUCGUUGGCAACAUUCUUCAGCGUUCCUAACCGCAUUACCAUCUUGGGCUUCCGGGAGUUCGGGGUACUUGUUUAAGUUGAUUCAGAUAUCCACCUCAUUAUGACUAGAACGUAAUAUUUCUUUGGGCUAGCACGCAUACUUGCAUGGACGGCGUUUGGGCUAUGCAGCGUUCUGUGCUUCAUCAUGUGGACAGUUGUUCUCGAUCUUUUUGGCAAUAUUCGCCGACGCGUCGCAUUGACCGUACCAUGCUUGACGCCUAUAUACACUUUCCUCACCCUCUCGCCAUAGCUCCUCACACGUUCUCCUCACACAACUUCACUUAUAUCAUAGAUUCCUAGAACACAUGUGAACAUUCCGGAGUUCAUCAAGCUGGCCGACGCAUAACGACAACGAUCGGCAUUUCGUCAUAAAGCCAAGCUUGCCGAGCUGCUUGGAGGGAGGUUGCGCGCUCUACGGAAAGUUACACGAGGAACACACUCACCC